Messenger RNA from Microplitis mediator, 2808 nucleotides. Its product is annotated as neprilysin-2-like. Gene Ontology annotation, biological process: protein processing. Gene Ontology annotation, molecular function: metalloendopeptidase activity. The coding region runs from base 237 to 2504 and encodes 755 amino acids. Gene Ontology annotation, cellular component: plasma membrane. The transcript is spliced from 8 exons. The record is from RefSeq and is a predicted model, not a curated record. Lineage: Eukaryota; Metazoa; Arthropoda; Insecta; Hymenoptera; Braconidae.
UCUGUACUCUAAUCUAACAGCAGUCUAUAUUAUUACUUUUUAUUGUAAAUUAAGAAUAAUCAUUAAAAUAAAGUAAUGUGAGUUCGUAAUAUAAUCACUAUUUUAAACUUCCCGCUAAGAAAAUUGCAAAUUUUCAAAAAAUAGAAGUUAUUGGUUGCGGUCCGAUUUUCGAAAAUCGAGUUUUCAUCAGAUGUCGACGUUUUGAGGUCCUAGGAAGCUAUUCUGACUAUUCCCGGAUGGACGUCCAUGUGUAUGUUUUACCGGCCUACCAAAUUUUUGAGCUCGAAGAAGUAUUAACCCAUAAGAACAAUGGAUUAAGUCCCGUUGUUAAAAGAAAAAAAUUGUGGGUUACCUCACUUGCAAUAUGUAUUUCGAUAAUAACUGCCGAAAAUUUGAAUGGCAUAAUAAAACACUCACCUGGAAAUGAGUUAAAUUGUACGACUCGAGAAUGUGUAAAGGAUAAUUUGAUAUUCGAACUGGCUUUGCUAUAUAAUAUGGACGUGAGCGUCGACCCAUGUGACAAUUUUUAUGAAUUCGCUUGUGGUAAUUUUGAUAACGUCCCUGUUGAUUAUUUACACCCUACAAGUAGUUAUUUUGCAAAAUCUAAACUCAGUUUAUACUAUGAAAUUUAUAAUUUGCUGAUGCGUCAAAAUCGAGUGCACUCACCCAAGCAAUUGAAUUUCGUAAAAGAUUUCGUCACCUCUUGUAGAAAUUUGAACCGCAAUAACAAUGAUGAGUAUCCUGGGAUCAAAAAAGACAAAUUAGAUUAUUUAUUUGAAAUAAUAUCCAAAUUGGGCGGAUGGCCUGUUAUCGAUGGCCAUGAAUGGAGCAGCACUGAUUUUAAUUGGGCUGACUUAAUAUACAAAUCAAACAGUCUUGGUGCCGAUUCAAAUCAUUUCAUGAGAUUAUAUCAUGAACUAAACAAAAGAACACGAAUUUCUUUGCAUGUACCAGAUUUCGAAUUUUCAUACAAAGAGAUAGAUAAUUAUCAGAAUAGUUCAAUAAUUGAUGCUUACCAUAAAUAUAUGGUUGAUGUUGCUAAAUUCCUUGGAGCCAAUGAAACACUCGCGAAAACAGAACUCAUGGAAUCAUUAGAACUUGAAUUGAAACUCAUCAACAUCAGCAGUAACAAUAAUAUAUCGUCAAAAAAUGUAGAUAACACUAAGGGAAUGUCGGUAAAGGAAAUAAAAGAAAAGUGGCCAAGUAUAAAAUGGGAGAAAUUGUUAACUUUGGAAAUGGAAGCGCAGAAAAAAUUUUGUUAUUCAAAUGAAUCGAUCAUUUUCAUAGAAAAUCAUCAUUAUAUAACAGAAUUGGAAAAAUUAAUGAACGAAACUCCUAAAAGAGUGCAAGCCAAUUACGCUGUAUGGAAGACUAUUCAAACUUUAGUUCGACUUGUCGAGUCUAUAACUCUACAUAAGCUUUGGUUCGAUUACUCUACUAUCAGAAGCCCAUCAGCUGCCUAUCGUGAUGUUAAUUGUUUUGGAUCACUUGAAAAUUUAUUGCCAGAUCUGCUGCUCUUUUACUAUAUACGUCAUCACCCGAUCGAUGAACGUGUCAAAAGUUAUGCGAAUCAGAUGAUUGUAGAUAUGAAAAAAAAAUACUUAGAUACUUUAAAUAGUACUAAUAGGUUGGAUGUUAAGACCAAAGACAAACUAACGACGGAAACAAAUUCUUUAAAACUUAUUGCUGGUUAUCCUGACGAAGUUCUUGACGAUAAAAUACUGGAGGAAUUUUAUCGAGGCCUAGAAAUUACUGAUGACAAUUUAUUGAAGAAUUAUUUGAACUUAAAUUUUUUCAGAGAAAUAAAAUCUUCGGAAUUGAUAAGAAAUCUAAAUCAUUCAUAUACUCUGUUGAAUUUAUUAAAACUAUUAGAUCCAAUUGAUUACGUAGCUUAUAACUUUUACAAUUUGAAUACUAUUGUUUUAGGUAUCGAAUCACUCAGAAAUUUUGAUUUCAGUAUUAAUCGUCCAGAUCACAUUAACUUUGGUACGCUUGGAACCACUAUUGGACAUGAAAUAGGGCACAGUAUUUAUGAGUCUAACAAUGCUGUUAAUAAGUUCGGAAUAAAAGACAACGGAUGGAGUAUUUUGGCAGAUAAAAAAUUUAAGGAAACAGAAGAGUGCUUUAUUGAACAAUACUCGAAUUAUUCUUAUGGAGUAACUGGAGAAAAACUAAACGGUUCAAUGUACCUGCAAGAAAAUAUUGCUGACAAUAUUAGUAUAAAAGUUGCGUAUUCGGUCUACCGAAACUGGGUCAGAAAAAAUGGACCUGAGCCAACUUAUUCUAGCUUGCCUUAUAAUUCGAACCAAUUGUUUUGGCUAUCCUACGCGAAUACAUAUUGCACAUCAAAGUCAUCAUUGAAUGAAGUAGAUUCGACCGAUAACCAUGCUCCGUACGAUAAACGUGUUAAUGGGCCGCUUUCAAACGCCCCAGAAUUUUCGACAGAUUUCAAAUGUCCAUUAGGCCGUAACAUGAAUCCUGUUAAAAAAUGUAGCGUAUUUUAAUAAUAACUAUCAAAAUCUUUUAUUGGGUUUGCAGGCAAUUUUCAAUCGAUUUCAUCAAUUGAAAUCAUCAAGAGACAGCGUCGUGUCUCAAGUUAAGUAUUCAUCAAACAGAUUGUGUGCGAGAACUUUGACCGUGUUCCUAUACCCGAACCAACCAUCGAUUUGUUGAUAUUGAAAAUGCUAAGUUAAAUUAUAACUAAUCUAUUGAAAUUGUAGUUAAAAUGGCCUCAGAUACGCCUUGUAAAUAAAUGAUUCGCCUUCGAUUUCGACUCUGAUCAAAUUAUUUACUCCAGUUCCUAAAAAA